Molecule: messenger RNA, 1150 nt
Organism: Plasmodium vivax (malaria parasite P. vivax)
Lineage: Eukaryota; Apicomplexa; Aconoidasida; Haemosporida; Plasmodiidae
Exons: 4
Coding region: 641-1075 (144 amino acids)
Source: RefSeq, a predicted model, not a curated record
GGAAAAAAGAAAAAAAAAAAAUUUAUAUCACCUCAUCCAAUGUGCACAGCGAAAGCAAUUGCUUCAAAAAUUCUCGCAAAAUAUAUAGAGAGAAAAAAAAGCACUGGCGCGAUCACAGCGUAUCCAUAAAUGUACGCAGCAAGUGUAAACAUUUGUGUGUUCAGUUUUGGAAGAGUAGAACGCACGUGAUAGUGAUAGCUUAACCCGAGCAGCGCGAUUUGCAAUCAAGGAAGAAAAAAAAAAAAUAAAAAAUAAAAAAUAACCUUUGCGGACCGCACUGAACACGAAAGGGGCCCCCUCACUCAUCAGCAAACCGCGAGAAGAACUAAAUUGCAUGAGGGAGCUAGCAGUCGAACAAGAGAAGAAGUGAUUGAAAAGGCGAGGUGACUGAACGGGCGAAGUGACGGCAUAUCGCACCCCCCGUUAAGGAAGCAAAAACGGAAGAACAAGGUUAACACGCCCAUCACCCACAACGAGCAAUUGCCCAACACGCUGCACGCAUCACCUCACGAAGGGACCAGUCCAAAUCUGUGUGCAUCCCUCCAAAGCAUCACAUCACAUCGCACCACAUCUGAGCGUGACGCCGUUUCCAGUAGACCAACCAGCUAUACACCAAGAUAAAAUAAGGGAACCCUUUAAAAUGAACAAAAAAUGCGAAGAGAUAAAAUUAAACUACUACACGUGCUUGAAUAGAAGCAAGAGGAACCCGGGCAAGUGCAGGGAUGUGGAAGCCGAGCUCAGGGAAUGCUCCAAAACGACAGGGGAGUCCUACUGCAUAGACGAGAUUAACAACCUUAUGGAUUGCUCCAGGACCCCAGAUCCCACAGCUUGCGCGAAGGAGUUUUUCCUUUUCCGCGAGUGCAACCGGCCGGAUGGACGGCACAUGAUGAUAGAGGACGGAAAAUACGUCAUCGCGAAGGAACACCUGGACAAGUACAACGUCAGCAGCGCCAUCAUAGGGCCGGUGGACGCCCCAGAAAGGGUCAACUCCAACACGGCGGCUUUUCUGGAAAAAAUGAAAGAAACUUUGCACUUAAAAAAUUUUAAGGAAAAAUUCGUUGCAUACAAGUGGUGAAUGUGCAGAAGCGCGGUUAUGAGGGCAGGGUAAUUUCUAUCCCUCCAGUGUGUUCUUUUUUUUUUUUUCUCGUUU